UACAUCGAAUAUUUAGAACAUCAGAAUCAAAAGCAAACGCACGCAAUCACAGCUUGCAGCAUAUUCGCCCUAUGGAGGAUGGUGUAUCGUUUAUCACGAAGAAGAGAGUAAAAUCAACGAGGGACAAGUACAAAGGUGUCGAACGUCAACUUAACAAGUCCGCUGAUUAUAAACCAGUCAGUAUUGAGUCUUAUGCACCUGUCUCCUCCGCACACCGCCCCUGGUGGUAUCAAAACAUGGGCUUUGAAAACUAUAGCGUUGCAUUGUACUCAAAGAACUACGGAAAUAACGUUCCUGCACAUCACUUUCUAUGGAAGCUGCCAGAGAAAGAAGAAGAACGGUCGGAGACAGCUACCAGUGCGGCCAUACUAAGAUGUUCCAAGGAUCUACUGAAAUUCAACACGCGUGAGAUCAUGAGUAAUGCCAAGAAACUGGUGCGUGCGUGAUUAGGCCGACAACAGAAGUAUAACGAUGCACUAUACCAGACUAUGACACGCGAUUCUUCCGGCAAGAAACAUAACAAGAAACUAUAUGAGGAUAUCGUGGCCGCGUAUGAGGGAGGAAUUGAAGAAAAUGCUUUGACAAGGGUAUACAGGAUGCUAAGAAUUCACGCAAGGGACGAUUUUCAGAUUCCAUCGCGUGUGCAAAAGUUCGACUACAAUCAAGUAUGCGUGUGUG
This is a messenger RNA of Sphaeroforma arctica JP610, 678 nucleotides long. RefSeq lists its product as hypothetical. The record is from RefSeq and is a predicted model, not a curated record. The annotation marks the transcript as partial. Lineage: Eukaryota; Ichthyosporea; Ichthyophonida. The transcript has a single exon.